Phytomonas sp. EM1 is the source of this 1155-nucleotide messenger RNA. Lineage: Eukaryota; Euglenozoa; Kinetoplastea; Trypanosomatida; Trypanosomatidae. The record is from the annotation of a GenBank genome assembly.
UGCAUUAGGAUUCGAAUAAAGUUCAUUCGUAGCCCCAGUUUGGUCCUAGAACCGUAGAUGAACAAACCUUUGGCCCUUGGGAUUGAGGGAAGUGCAAACAAGGUGGGUGUGGGCAUUGUGGAUGCCCGUGGUCAGGUUCUCUCGAAUGUUCGCGAGACUUAUAUUACCCCUUCUGGUACUGGCUUCCUUCCACGGGAAACGGCCAUUCACCACUCCAGCCACAUUCUUAGACUUGUGCAACGCGCGUUGGAUGAUGCCCACGUGCGGCCCCACGACAUUAAUGUAAUCUGCUACACCAAGGGGCCUGGGAUGGGUGCUCCGCUCUCGGUGUGCUGCACGGUUGCCAAGACUCUUUCUCUCCUGUGGCGAUGCCCCUUGGUUGGGGUAAAUCACUGCAUAGGUCAUAUUGAAAUGGGUCGCGUCGUCACAGGGAGUGUGAAUCCGGUUAUUCUCUACGUGAGUGGGGGAAACACUCAAGUUAUCGCCUACGCCGACCAUUACUACCGCAUUUUCGGUGAGACAAUUGAUAUAGCUGUGGGGAACUGUUUGGACCGUGUGGCGCGGUUGUUGCAGCUUUCCAAUGAUCCUGCACCCGGGUUCAAUAUUGAACAAAAAGCCAAAGAGGGAAAGGUUUUUAUUGAACUGCCUUACGUCGUGAAGGGUAUGGACAUGUCCUUCAGCGGGAUUCUCUCCUAUGUGGAACUUCUUUUACACCAUCCCCAAUUUGCUGAAAAGCACCUUGCGGAGGCCUCAAUGUCGUCUGCACGAAAACGUGGCCGGCACAUCCCCACAAUUCAGUUAGAAAUAACUGAGAUGUUCCGUUCUGAGGACAUUUGCUUUUCUCUACAAGAGACCAUUUUUGCAAUGUUAGUUGAGGUAACUGAGCGGGCCAUGUCGCAGGUCCAGUCGUCCGAUGUACUGAUAGUUGGCGGCGUUGGAUGCAAUAUGCGCUUACAGGAAAUGAUGCGGCAAAUGGCUCAGGAACGAAAUGGCCGCUGCUUUGACAUGGAUCAACGUUAUUGUAUCGAUAAUGGGUGCAUGAUCGCCUAUGCUGGUCUUUUGGAAUACUGUACUGGCGUUCGCACUGCCAUUCCUGAUGCAACGAUCACGCAAAGAUUUCGAACAGAUGCGGUGUACAUUGGGUGGCGUGACUAA